Messenger RNA from Misgurnus anguillicaudatus (oriental weatherfish), 2737 nucleotides. RefSeq names its product solute carrier family 29 member 1a (gene slc29a1a). Lineage: Eukaryota; Metazoa; Chordata; Actinopteri; Cypriniformes; Cobitidae. Gene Ontology annotation, biological process: uridine transmembrane transport. Gene Ontology annotation, molecular function: nucleoside transmembrane transporter activity. The record is from RefSeq and is a predicted model, not a curated record. Gene Ontology annotation, cellular component: plasma membrane.
UAGCACAAGCACACAUCUCACUCCGCUCGUGUUGAACACCGGACACACAACAGAUCCGAUCUGAGCUUAUGUUCAGAUUUGAUGCCAGUUUCUAAAAGCAAGUGACCAAUCGGACAGACAGAAAGGAUGACGGCAGUAAAUGCUCCACGUGACAGGUAUAAUGCUGUCUGGAUCAUAUUCUUCAUUUUGGGGUUGGGAACUCUUCUACCCUGGAACUUCUUUAUGACGGCAACCAUGUAUUUCACCAGCCGUCUGAAGGACCCGCCCACUAACGGAGAACUCAAUCAGACAGCCAACGUUACAAUGGGGGACGACAAGCGUAACGUCCUGGAGUCAAAGUUUAACAAUGUGAUGACGUUAUGUGCCAUGGUGCCACUACUCAUUUUUACCUGCCUGAACUCUUUCCUCCACCAAAGGAUCCCUCAGAAGUUGAGAAUCUCUGGCAGUCUCUCUGUGAUUUUCGUGGUGUUUCUCAUCACUGCAGUGUUAGUGAAGGUGGAGAUGGAUCCCCUGCCAUUCUUUGCCUUCACCAUGAUCAAAAUCGUCUGCAUCAACUCGUUUGGAGCGAUUCUGCAGGGAAGUUUGUUUGGUCUGGCUGGAAGGCUCCCGGCCUCAUACACCACACCCAUCAUGAGCGGCCAGGGUUUGGCUGGAACCUUCGCUGCUUUUUCCAUGAUCUGUGCUCUUGCCUCGGGCUCAGCAUUACAGGACAGCGCCUUCGGUUACUUCAUCGUUGCUUGUGUUGUGAUUCUCCUGGCCAUCUUUUCUUACUUCCUACUGCCCAAAAUGGAGUUUUUCCAGUAUUUCUCUGAAAGUAAUGGCUGCAGGCCCAUCAGGGAUGAAGAAAACAAAUUGGACCUACUGAAGCCUGAUAGUUCAGAGAAGACACCUGUAGUAAACCUGACUGAUGAAGAGCCCAAACCCACUGUUUCAGUGUUUGCCAUCUUUAAAAAGAUCUGGGUGAUGGCACUUUCCGUAUGCUUCAUCUUCACAAUCACCAUUGGCGUUUUCCCAGCCGUCACCGUUGAUGCCAAGUCCACUGUGGCAAACGGCAGUGCUUGGGAAACGUAUUUCAUCCCUGUAUCCUGUUUCCUUCUGUUCAAUGUGAUGGACUGGGCCGGUAGGAGUCUGACCGCUUUGUGUAUGUGGCCGGGUAAAGACAGCAAGUGGUUGCCAGGUCUCAUCAUUGCACGUGCAGUGUUUGUUCCCCUCUUCAUCUUCUGCAAUGUACAGCCCAGACAACACAUGCCAGUGCUUUUUGGCCACGACGCCUGGUACAUCAUAUUCAUGAUCCUCUUCUCCUUUAGCAAUGGAUACCUGGCAAGUCUCUGCAUGUGCUUUGGACCCAAGAAAGUGGCCCAGCAUGAAGCAGAAACCGCAGGAGCUGUAAUGGUCUUCUUCCUGUCUCUUGGUUUAGCUCUGGGUGCAACUCUAUCCUUUGGUUUCCGAGCCAUGGUCUAAAACCAUGGGCUAGUAUGAUGAAGAAGACUUUAUUAUCCUCAUCCUCCUUGUUACAUACAGAAGUGGAUUUAUUUUAGGGCUGCCUAACGAUUAGUCGUGACUAAUCAUUUGCAGAAUAAAAGGUUUUGUUUACAUAAUAUAUGUGGGUGUACUGUGUAAUAAUUAUGUAUAAAUACAAACACACACAUGCAUGUAUAUAUUUAAGAAAUAUUUACAUGUGUAUAUACAUUUUUAUAUUUAUAUAUAAUUUAUAUUAUAUAUAAAUAUAUAUUAAUAUUAUAUACAUUUAUUUUUUCUUUAAAUUAUACAUCCAUGUGUUUGUAUUUAUUUAUACAUAAUUAUUAUACACAGUACACCCACAUAUAUUAUGUAAACAAAAACUUUUAUUCUGUCGCGACUAAUCGUUAGGCAGCCCUAAUUUAUUUACAGCUGAAGAGUCUGGGGAAAAAACAUGUUUAUCCUGCACAUCCAUAAUCUUGUUGCCGGUUGGAUUAGCUUUGGGAUAGUUCACCCAAAAAUGAAAAUCCUGUCUUUACUCACUCAUGUUGUAACAAACCUGUAUAACUUUUUUUGUUCUGAUAAACACGAAGGAAGAUAUUUAAAAAAAAGUUCGUAAUCAAACCGUUCGUAAGCCCCAUUCACUUUCAUAGUAUUCUUUUUCCUACUAUAGAAGUAAAUGGGGCUCACGAACGGUUUGAUUACGAACAUUCUUCAAAAUAUUUUGUGUUCAUCAGAACAAAGAAAUUUUAUAUAGGUUUGUCAAAACAUGAGAGUGAGUAAAUUAUGAUUCUCAUUUUUGGGUGAACUAUCCCUUUAAGUAGAUGUUGUUGCUUUUGUGCAUAUUGAACAAGUUACUGUACAAAGUGCUUAUUUGUUAUUCAUAAGCUUUAUACAUUAUAUACAUUAUAUGAGCCAUCGUGACAAAAAUAAGCCAAAAUCUGUCAACAGCGUUUUUCCAUUUUAUUUUAUACAUCGUUUGUGCAAGUUGUUUUGUAUAUUGUGCCUGAUCAGCACAAUUUAGCAAUAGUGUAGAGAAAGAAUAAGUGUUUUAUUUUUUUAAAACAAAGUUUUGUAGAUGUUAUUGUAGUAUAAUGAUGUUAGAGAUCUGCAGCUGUUGGUUAGGUCAGUAUUUCUAGAUGAAAGUACUGUACAAUACCAUAAAGGGUCCCAGUUUGAGUCAUUUGAUGUUUUUAAAUCGUAGAUUAUUUUAUUUUAAUGUAUUUACUUUGAACAAGCCUUAACCUAUUUGUUGUUUUACGACGUUUAUUUUUUUUUA